UCUCUCUUUCUCUCUCUGUCUUUUAACAAAUCUCGCCUUUUAUAGACCACUCUCUCACUCCAUCUCUCACUCAAUUCUACCUUUCUUGUAUCUCACCUCUCUCUCUCUCUCUGCCUAUCUAUCUAUCUAUCUAUCUAUCUAUCUAUCUAUUUAUCCAUCACUAAUCGCUAUCCUGCUCGCUGUCGUCCUCUCUCUCUCUCUAAUCACUUCCCUUAUACUCUAUAGUCCACUCUCUUUCCUUCCCCUCUCUGAUCCAUCUACCUUUCUCCAGCCAGCUCCUCCUCCCUCUCUCUCUUCCCGCUCCAUCCACUACAGCCAACUUUCUCCCUCCUACUCCGACUACUCUCUCUCUUUACUCAGUCCCUCGCUCUACCAGUUAUGAAUGUUGCAGGGUUUGUGGCUGAUGUAAGAACGGACGGCGGGAGAUGUGACCGUCAUCAAGUGUCGUCGUCCACCUCUUCCCCGUCAUCGUGUCAACACGAUGACAAAAGGAGUAAACAAACAGCCAACAACAGUCCCAACCGACGUCAGACACCCAACACCCCUUAUCGAGUUUUCGGUAAACGUCUCCUGAGAACCAGCCAGUUUGUGGUAUCCAGUCGAAUAUGGCUGCACACGAUACCAACACGGAACUGCGAUGUCCUGAUGACAUUCCCACCCAAAACGGAAGACGCCAAGUUGAUGUGGGUCCUGAAACAGCUGAAGGAAAAGGCUCCACAGAUUAUUGUCCAUGUUCGACAUCAUGCCAAAACGGAAGUCUUUGGGUUUUACAUGACAGCUAGUUACCAAAGUUUGUUGAAAGGGGCCGAGAACCUGUGUAUCCGCAAGUCCCUAAAACAAGAUUAUGGUGGUGGAAUGAAAGAAUUCACUUUUGAAGAACAAGACUUAUUUGAAAAUAUCCACAAUGAAAUGGAAUUCUUCACAAGUCAAGAACGGCAAAGUAUUGUUUAUGGUAUGCUGAAUAAUGUGCGCUCUACUGGACAUGAACACAUUCAUGAUAUUGUAUUCCGAGAAGGACAAGCCAUUAUUCCAACUUUGGUAACAAACAAUGUCAUCUCUAACGUCUUCCCAUUGCACAACAAUGAUGACCUGAUCCGACUGCGUAAUGGCUGGGUGAAUGCAUUUUGUAAGACGCAACCUCUGAAUCAAAUCUGUGAAUACUUUGGAGUGAAGAUUGCCAUGUAUUUUGCUUACUUGGGACAUUACACAACUGCUCUAUGUAUUCCUGCUCUUAUAGGACUUCUUGUGUGGACUAUGGAAGGAUAUGAACAGGAGUCUAGGAAUUUACGUCUUCAAAGCACUGACAGACCAAUGACAUUCGAUGAUUGGUGCUUUGUUGGUUUUGCGUUGUUUAAUGUGUUGUGGGCCACUCUUUACUUGGAACACUGGAAGCGAAGAUCAGCUGAGCUGGCUUACAAGUGGGGGACACUAGACAAAAAUGAUGAAGUUGUCAUAGAUCCCCGGCCUUUUUAUAAGGGAGAACUUGAAGUAAGUAGUGUCACUGGAAGGCUGGAACCAUUCUAUCCAAUAUGGAAAAGGAAUAUGUUCCGCUACUUUGUAACCCUUCCUGUUGUCAUCUUAUGUCUUUGCAUUGUUUUUGCUGUGAUGCUGGCCAACUUUUACAUUGAGGAACUCAUCACGAAAUUAGUCAACACCGGUGAAUAUGCUUUCAUUGCCAAAGUUUUCCCGAAAGUUUGCCAUGCUGCUUCCAUCUUCACACUCGAUCGAAUGUACACCAGAGUUGCAUACUGGCUUAAUGAUAUGGAGAAUUACAGGAUGCAAGAGGCUUACGAAAACCAUCUCAUCAUUAAACUUGUUCUGUUUCAGUUUGUGAAUUCAUUCCUGUCUCUGUUUUACAUCGCAUUUUAUCUGCAAGAUAUGGAACUUCUGAGAGAGCAACUGAUGGCUCUUCUGAUAAUGCGCCAAAUUAUUGGAAAUGUGAAAGAAGCUUUGUUACCAUAUCUGAUGUGGCACUUUCGUAUGAUAAAAGCUGGACUGAUCACAACAGUGGAAUCACCAGAGAAGGAAUGUGGUGAACUUCCAUUAAAUACAGAGACUAAAAAACCCUACAACUUUGAAGCAUCGGCGGAAGAAGAGGAACAUCUCACUCCAGAGAUGACCAACACAAAUGAAACGGCUGAUCAACGAGAAAACAGUGAAGAAAAAACUGCAGGGAACAAUCCUGAAAAUGAAGAUGAAAAAUCUUUCAUUGGGGAUUUGUCCGACAAUAGGGACUGUAUGGAACUGCCCCCUCGUAAAGCUUCAGCUGUGAACUCACCAAGCCAAGCUGAAGUUGAAAGUACGAUGAGUGAGUACGAAGAUACAUUUGAAGAUUAUUUGGAAAUGUUUAUCCAGUUUGGUUACGUGACUCUAUUCUCUUCAGCUUUUCCCCUUGCUGCCAUCUGCGCUCUACUCAACAAUGUUAUAGAAAUUCGUUCGGAUGCAUUUAAACUUUGCAUGACUUGUCAGCGUCCUUUCGGCCAACAAGUUGAGAAUAUUGGAACCUGGGCUGACGCAUUGAUGUUAAUGGGCAUUCUGGCUGUGAUAGUUAACUGUGCUCUGAUUGGUGUGUUUGGUCACAUGACACGGAUUGUCCCGGGACUGGGCAGCACAUCAUAUCUUUUUCUGAUAAUUGUUCUUGAGCACAUCAUUCUUGGAGUAAAGAUGUGGAUUGCUUAUGCCAUACCUGACAUUCCUCAAUGGGUCGCUACAGAAAUGUCACGUCUUGAUUUUCUACGACGAGAAGCUUUCAAGAAACUUGAUUCUCACCAACCUCAUAAUGUUGUUCAUACGUCAAAGCCAGAGAAUCCAGUUCGUUCACAGUCAUUACCACCAACAUCCAACCAGAAUCCUCACCAACCUCCACAUUCUUCAGUUUCUACUUCGGCAAACACAAUGUCUGUUGGAGACACAGCAUACAUCACCAGACCUUCCACAUUCCAAGAAUCUUUCAGUUCACAACUUCGACAUAGACAAACGCCAUCAGUUUCGGCCGGAACAUCAUGAAAAUAACUAGAAUUAAACACAAACCAACCACCGCUUCCCUUUAACUUGGGGAAGAGGAAAAACUUUUGAUUCAUUUUCAAUAAAUCAUCUUUUCUUUGAAACAAACCAACAAAGAUGAAUUUUUUUUUUAAAUCAAUAUUUGUUGAUUCUUUCAGUGAAAUUUUAACAUUUUUUCCAUGGACAUUUUUUGUGAUUGAAGCAAAAUUGUGUGUAAGCUGUUGUUAUUGGUUUUGUCUUAGCAAAACCAAAUUUAUCAGAUAUUCCCUUGUUUUUGUUUUAACCAUUUUACUGAAUCAUGUCUUUGGGGUUUAAAGAUGUUGUACUGCCAAAUCGUUACGAGUUCAAACUUUAAUAACUACAAUCAGCGUGUUCUAUCCCUGGGACAAGAUACAUACCUCCGCUUCCCUUUGUUUGCCUGGCCAUCAACAGGUUGAAGGACAAAUAUUUAUUUGCCCAGUUCUGCCUGGCUGACAAACAGGUUCCCCAUUGAGGAAGAAAACAUCCAGCAAUAUGCAAAUGUCCCAAAACCAUCUCGUCCGUGUGUCAGGGCGAACCAAACUAAAAUACUAAUAAUAAAUGCUCAACUCUAAAAAUAUUUAAGAAAUGAGAAAUAAUUUAUUCUCCCUUAAUUUAUCGUUAAAUUUUCAAAAAUAAUUAUUUAAUUUUUAUAUUUCAAUUUGUAACAUUUUCAAAGAUAAAAUAUUUGGUUUGGUGUCAA
Molecule: messenger RNA, 3724 nt
Organism: Octopus bimaculoides (California two-spot octopus)
Lineage: Eukaryota; Metazoa; Mollusca; Cephalopoda; Octopoda; Octopodidae
Product: anoctamin-8
Biological process (GO): chloride transmembrane transport
Cellular component (GO): plasma membrane
Molecular function (GO): protein dimerization activity; chloride channel activity
Source: RefSeq, a predicted model, not a curated record